Plasmopara halstedii is the source of this 897-nucleotide messenger RNA. Its product is annotated as protein. The record is from RefSeq and is a predicted model, not a curated record. The coding region runs from base 1 to 897 and encodes 298 amino acids. The transcript is spliced from 4 exons. Lineage: Eukaryota; Oomycota; Peronosporomycetes; Peronosporales; Peronosporaceae. Gene Ontology annotation, biological process: mitochondrion organization. Gene Ontology annotation, cellular component: membrane; mitochondrion.
AUGGAGAAGGGGAAGGCUGCGAUGGAAAAUAUGAAGAACAUUAAGAUGCCACCUGGUAGUAAGGGACCAGCAACUGCUUUAGCUAAAGUUGCAGUUUUUACGGGGGCUGCAGUCUAUGGAGCGUAUCUCUCUAUUUACAAUGUACCACCUGGACAUCGUGCUGUGGUUUACAGUCGUAUUGAUGGUGUGGGUCAUCAAGUUAUUGAACAAGGCACGCACUUUGUCAUUCCAUGGCUGCAACGUCCAUUGAUUAUGGAUGUGCGUACUCGUCCGCGUACUUAUGCAUCGCUUACGGGUACAAAGGAUUUGCAGAUGAUUAACAUCUCGAUCCGUGUCUUGUCCAAGCCGGAUCGUGCACGUUUACAGUGGUUGUAUCAAAAUCUUGGCACGGAUUUUGAUGACAAGGUCUUGCCAUCCAUUGUGAAUGAAGUAGCUAAGCAAGUGGUGGCUCAAUUUACGGCUGCUGAGCUCAUUUUUCAGCGUGACCAUGUAUCACGACUUAUUAUUGAGAACCUGAAACGUCGUGCUGAUCGCUUUGCUAUCAUGCUGGAAGAUGUUUCGAUUAUUCACUUGACGUUUGGUUCCGAGUAUACAGCUGCUAUUGAAGCUAAGCAAGUGGCACAGCAAGAUGCUGAGCGUGCUCGUUUUAUUGUCGAGCGCGCUAUUCAGGAAAAGAAGAGCACAGUCAUUCGUGCUCUUGGUGUUGCAAAAUCAGCUGAGCUUGUGGGUGAAGCAAUCAAGAAGAAUCCGGCUUUUGUCCAGCUACGUCGUCUUGAUGCUGCCAAGGAAAUUGCGACUGUCAUUUCACGCUCGGCCAACAAAGUUUACCUGAAUUCCGAUUCUUUGCUGCUGAACAUUCUUCACGACACUGAUCAAUCCUCAUUUGGUAAGAAGUAG